Messenger RNA from Dryobates pubescens (Downy woodpecker), 646 nucleotides. It is a transcript of the gene CALCA, whose product is annotated as calcitonin related polypeptide alpha. The record is from RefSeq and is a predicted model, not a curated record. Gene Ontology annotation, molecular function: hormone activity; calcitonin receptor binding. Lineage: Eukaryota; Metazoa; Chordata; Aves; Piciformes; Picidae. The transcript has 3 exons. The coding region runs from base 6 to 410 and encodes 134 amino acids. Gene Ontology annotation, cellular component: extracellular region.
AAAUCAUGGUUAUGCUGAAGAUUUCAUCUUUCCUUGCUGUUUAUGCCUUGGUUGUGUGCCAGAUGGACAGCUUCCAGGCAGCCCCAGUCAGACCUGGCUUGGAGUCCAUAACAGAUCGAGUGACACUCAGUGAUUAUGAAGCUCGGAGGUUAUUAAAUGCACUGGUGAAAGAGUUCAUACAGAUGACAGCAGACGAGCUGGAGCAAGCCUCUGAGGGGAACAGCCUGGAUAGACCUAUUUCCAAACGCUGUGCCAGUCUGAGUACUUGUGUGCUGGGCAAACUGUCUCAAGAAUUGCACAAAUUGCAAACUUACCCUCGCACUGACGUCGGGGCUGGAACUCCUGGCAAGAAGCGAAAUGUGCUGAGUGACCUGGAACACGAACGCUAUGCAAACUAUGGGGAGCCCUAGGAAACAACUAGACAUGCUUAUGUCUCCCCUCCUCCCUUUUUUUAACCUGAUGCAUGUGGAUCUAACUUUGAUUGCUAACUUUGCUAUGUUAUCUUGAGUCUGUUUUCGACAGAGAAUGUUUGAGACAGAUCUAAUGUUAGGAAGAUAGAGCAUACCAGUCUAGGGAAAACAUAAAUAAAAACCCAAUGAACAGCACUGCCUUGACAUUUCAAAUGAUUUUCUUAGACCCUGAUUAA